AUGCCGUCCGGCGGGCAUCCAGGCGCGACCCUGGCAGCACCAUCCGCGCCGGCGACGAGUGCUUCCUCCGCCGAGGCCGUCCAGUCGAAGCGCGAUCUGACGUCGUGGUGGAAGAACUUCAAGCGAGCCACGCCGCAGAGAGUGCAAGAAGAGAAGGCUCCCCAAGGCAUCUUCGGCAUCCCUCUCCAGACCAGCAUCCGUUACGCCAAUGUCGCCAUCUCGCUGUUCAACGAACAAGGCCAGAGCUACAUCUACGGCUACGUCCCUAUCGUCGUCGCCAAAUGCGGCGUCUAUCUGAAAGAGAAGGCUACCGAUGUGGAGGGCAUCUUCCGUCUGAGUGGCUCCGAGAAGCGCAUCAAGGAGCUGCGCAACGCGUUUGAUUCUCCCGACCGCUACGGAAAGGGCCUCGACUGGAGCGGCUACACCGUCCACGAUGCCGCCAACAUCCUCCGCCGAUACUUCAACCAGUUGCCCGAACCAAUCAUCCCUCUCGAGUUUUACGAACGUUUCCGCGACCCGCUCAAGAACCACCAAGCGCAAGCCGUCGGCUCCAUGGAUAUGCAAGCUCCCAACAUCGGCCACUUUGACCCCACCAAAGCCAUUCGUGUCUACCAAAGCCUCAUCACCGAACUUCCUCCUCUGAACCGUCAGCUCCUGUUGUACAUCCUCGACCUCCUUGCCGUCUUCGCUUCCAAGUCGGACCUCAACAAAAUGACCACCCCCAACCUUGCUGCCAUCUUCCAGCCUGGCCUUCUGUCGCAUCCCCAACACGAUAUGGCUCCUCCCGAGUACCGUCUCAGUCAGGAUGUUUUGAUCUUCCUCAUUGAGAACCAGGACUCUUUCCUGAUUGGAAUGCACGGCACCGCUGCUGACGAGAAGACGGUCAAGGAGGUUCAAAGCGGCGCUCCCUCUCCCAAAAUCCCUGGAUCGCCUCUGACCCCUGCACGAUCAAAGACCCUUCUCGGCCGCUCAUCCUCCAACGCUAGUGCCGGUGCGGAUAGUGUUCGCUUGUUCGGUAAUCUUCGUAGAAAUGUCUCGGUUUCGUCAAGAGCUUCCAAGCGCUCUGCCCACCCCCAAGGCCAUGUUACGCCCACCCUCGGAAGUCCUGCCAAUUCUGGAGGUGUUCACCGUAGCAAUACUGUUCCGUCAAAGUCGGGUACAUCUCCACACUUCCGUCGUGAGAAGAGCUCCGAGCCACCGACUCCUAGCCCUGGUUCUGGCUCUGGUUAUAGUCCUCUCCCAACUGUGAUCGACACCACCUCACCUGUUGACAGCACCAUUUCUGAGGAUCGCACGCCCAUCGCUCCCAUCCCGAUCAUGGCAUUCCCAGGACCCGCAUCUGUGUCUCCUUCAAUUUCCCAAUCUGCCUUGCCCGUGCCUUCUGCGCCGGAGAUUAUCUCGGCGUCCUCUAGCGAGGCAACAACUCCUCUGGCUACCUAUGGUACUGAGACGAUGGGACUCCUACAGAGAGAGUACACUCAGUCCAGCACGGCACCUCUCAACGUGAGUGUGCCUGGCGAUCGUAGAUCUAAUCCCGCCGCGCGUUCCCCUUCAGGUACCCCUUCUCGUGCCAUCUUGGACUUCCUCAAGCCUUCGCCUGGUGGCAGUGAUAGCGAAAGAAGAGAUGGUCGCAAGCCUAAUAAGCUGCAGAAGAAGCGUAUACCUGGAAGUGCCCUCUCGAGUGCCCAAAGCUCUGCCCACUCGCUGCAAGAUGAACCAGAAACACUCAACGACUAUUUCGCUUCUCCACCCACUCCAAGCUUCGACUCAAGACCUGUGGAAAAUGCUCAUGAAUACGGCCACGAUCGUUCUGCAUAUGCCACAGCGCAGACAUCACCUCGGUUCAUGACCCCGCAGCGUACUGAAACAGAUGCUACACUCAGACCUACAGUAUCGCCGGCACACUCCUUCCAUUCUACGGACGUCACUGAUGCCUCUGAUGUGGACCAUCCUGACCAGUUUCAGUCAUCUUCUGAGAAACCAGAGAGAAAGCGCCGCUGGAGGUUUUCAAGACAAGCAGAGACGCGAGAGGGUCAAGAUCAUGCUCGCACCAACUCAAAUAUUGGUACCAUGAACAGCGCAGAUCAGAGCAAGUCCACUAUCAGUAGCUCAAGUGGUGGACAGCCGCGACUCAGCUUCCAGCAGGACAGUCACGUAAUGUCUGAUCCCGAAUCUGUGUUGUCGGACAGUGAUAACAAGAAGGGCCCGAUGAGUUGGAUAAGGAGCAAGCUGAACGAGCGCAAGGAACGCGAAGCAGAAAGAAGGGCGAGAUCGCCCAUCAAAGUGCUGAAAGAGGAGAACAACAGCUCGAGACAAAGUCUUAAUGCGUCGGCAAGUAGAGGGAAGAGCUUCGAACUGUCAAGACAGCGAUCCCCCAUAGCACAGCGGACGAUUCCAGAGACAAGCACUGCCAACGUGCAUGGCGCCUCACCUUUGGCGAUUGUUGAUCCGCAGUCGCCUGGACAAUCUGACAACAUCGCUACCUACCCUACUCCCUUGGCAGUCAGCGAGGUGCGAGCACAAACUGGCCAACAACCAGCAAAUAUUGAGUCAGUGUUUGCUGAGGGCACCACAUCGAAGCCGACGCAAGGAUUUGAUCCUAACUCAAGUACUCAAACUUAG
Aureobasidium subglaciale EXF-2481 is the source of this 2622-nucleotide messenger RNA. RefSeq lists its product as uncharacterized. The transcript has 3 exons. The coding region runs from base 1 to 2622 and encodes 873 amino acids. The record is from RefSeq and is a predicted model, not a curated record. Gene Ontology annotation, biological process: activation of GTPase activity; regulation of fungal-type cell wall organization; signal transduction. Gene Ontology annotation, cellular component: cell cortex. Gene Ontology annotation, molecular function: GTPase activator activity. NCBI's taxonomy places the organism in Eukaryota, Fungi, Ascomycota, Dothideomycetes, Dothideales, Saccotheciaceae.